This is a messenger RNA of Phycodurus eques (leafy seadragon), 5182 nucleotides long. Its product is annotated as caskin-2-like. The coding region runs from base 341 to 4213 and encodes 1290 amino acids. The transcript is spliced from 21 exons. Gene Ontology annotation, molecular function: protein binding. The record is from RefSeq and is a predicted model, not a curated record. NCBI's taxonomy places the organism in Eukaryota, Metazoa, Chordata, Actinopteri, Syngnathiformes, Syngnathidae.
AGAGGGAGAGAGAGAACGCCAGCUAGGAGGAGGAGGAGAAAAAGACGAACAAGUGUCGCACAGGCGGAUGAAAAGUUCCCAAACAAGCUUCAAUUCCACACGAGUUCGGUGGCGGAGGAAAAGUUAGAAGUUCACAAGCGACUGGGACGAGAAAGGGACGUCGCAGGACGGCGAAAGAGUCGACAUUGGACGAGAUUCCACAGCGGGAAUGUCGCUCGCUCGCUCGUGGGAGUGUUGAGACGCAGCCGAGGAAAAGCGUCGAAGCUUCGGGUCUUACAAUCUGGACGGCGUGAUGCGGCGCUGAGGAGGCGGCGUGUGGCUGCGCUGUGACGUGAUUACGAUGGGGAAGGAGCAGGACCUCCUGCAGGCGGUCAAGAGCGGGGACCUGUCGUCCACGCACAAGCUUCUGUCCAAGCUGAAGAGCGGCAGGAGCAAACUUUUAGGAUCCACAAAGAGACUCAACGUCAACUACCAGGACACCGACGGCUUCUCAGCGCUGCACCACGCCGCGCUCACGGGCACCGCAGAGCUGCUGGCGGCGCUGCUGGAUGCGCAGGCCGCCGUGGAUGUCAAGGACAGCAAUGGAAUGCGCCCGCUGCACUAUGCAGCGUGGCAAGGCAAGUCGGAGUCGGUCCUGCUGCUUCUGCGUUCGGGAGCGUCCGUCAACGGCGUCUCGCUGGACGGGCACAUCCCGCUACACCUGGCCGCGCAAUACGGCCAUUACCAAGUGUCGGAGACGCUCCUGCAGCACCAGUCCAACCCGUGCGUCGUCAACAAGGCCAAGAAGACGCCGCUCGACCUCGCCUGCGAGUUCGGACGCGCCAAGGUGGCCCAUCUGCUUUUGAGUAGCAACAUGGCGCCAUCGCUGCUGGAGUGCGAGCGUAAGGAGGCGAGCGACGCGGCGUUCACCACGCCGCUGCACCUCGCCGCACGCAACGGCCACAAGGACGUCAUCGGGCUGCUGCUGAAGGCAGGCAUCGACAUCAACGCCACCACCAAGUCGGGCACCGCCCUGCACGAAGCCGCCCUCUAUGGAAAGACGGAGGUGGUGCGGCUGCUCCUGGAUGCCGGCGUGGACGUGCACAUCCGAAACACGUAUAACCAGACGGCACUGGACAUUGUCAACCAGUUCACGACCUCGCACGCCAGCAGAGACAUCAAGCAGCUGCUCAGAGACGCCACGGGGGUCCUGCAGGUAAGAGCGCUGAAGGACUUGUGGACUCUCCACGAUCCGACCGCCCUCAACGUCCGCGCCGGGGACAUCAUCACGGUUCUGGAGCAGCACGUGGACGGCCGUUGGAAGGGUCACAUCCACGACGGGCAGCGCAGGACCGACCGGGUGGGCUUCUUCCCGCCCUCCAUCGUGGAGGUCAUCAGCCGGCGCGGCGGUGGCGGGGGCACCCUCUCCCGGCACGCCUCCCUGCCCGCUCAGCGCCAGUCCAGAGCCCCCCUAUCCAUCGGCCUCGGCUCGGGCCCUCACGCCGACGAUUCCUACUCCCCGUGCGCCCCCCUCACCCUGGCCGCAGGAGACCGCAGCAGCGUGGGCAGCAGCGAGAGCGUGGGCAGCACACGCAGCGCCGGCAGCGGCCAAAGCACCGAAAGCAACAACAACAACACGCUCAACAACAACAACACGGUGACCAACGCGCACAACGGGAUAGCGCACCCCGCUGCAGCCGGUCACCACGACAACAAGGCGGCGCCUCCUACGGCUGAUUGUGGACCCUUGCUCUUGAGCAAGCAGCCUCAGCAUCACGCAGGUGGUGUGUCCCCCCGCAGGCCGACGGUGACGGUGCAGCAAGCGACGGAGCAGACCUUUGCCCAGCAGCAGUUUUUUCGCCCUCAGCAGCUGCUGGACGGCAAGGACGCCGAGGCCAUCUUCCAGUGGUUGAGUGACUUCCAGUUGGAGCAGUACGCGGGGAACUUCAUCAGUGCCGGUUACGAUGUCCCCACUAUCAGCAGGAUGACGCCUGAGGAUUUGACGGCCAUCGGCGUGACCAAACCGGGACACCGCAAGAAAAUCUCCAUGGAGAUCAACAAGCUGAACAUGCCCGAGUGGCUUCCGGAGUACAUCCCGUCGGACCUUGGCGAGUGGCUCAGCGCUAUUGGCCUACCGCAGUACCUGAAAAGACUCUCGGAAAAUGGCUACGACAGCAUCGGCAUUGUCAAAGACUUGACAUGGGAAGACCUGCAAGAGAUUGGCAUCACUAAACUGGGCCACCAGAAGAAGUUGAUGUUGGCGGUGAAGAAGCUCUGCGACAUCCACAGGGCGAUCCUUCAGGCAGAGUCCAGCCAGGGAACGUUGCGCCGCAAGGCUCCCGGAGCACUGCACGUGGUCGCCAUUGACCCACCGGACGCCGGGGUGGAGUGCUCGUCCCCCCGCACGCCAAAGACAAUGAUGACUUUCCUGGACAGCGACCUGAGCGCGGAGCUGCAGUCGGCCAUGUCUGGCCACUACGCGGACUGCGAGGACGGCCCGUUCGUCAGGAACGGCGUAAGCUCGUCCUACGGCCAGGAUGGCGAGGAAGCUCGGUGUCGAGGUUCCGGACGCUCCCAGGAACUUCCCACUGCCUCCGUCACCCCCCACGGCUGGUCCCAGGAGAGCCUGGACAGCAGCCCUGCCAGGGACAGGAACCUCCCCGAGGGCUGGGACCAGAGACCAGUCCACAAGCUGGUUCCUCUGGGAAUGGCCACAGUCUUCAAGUACCCCGCCGUCCCUGGCAAACCCAAAAUGUCCCGGUCUCACGGCUCGUCUCCUCACGGCUCGCCGGCGUUAAAGGGCUUCAGCUACCUGCACGCUCACUGCGGCUCCGCAGAUCUCAAUGUGUUCGCCGGACCCCGGGAGCAUGGCCGGGCUCUGGCGCCUCCCAAGAAACGAACCCACAGUCUGAACCGCCACGCUCUGUCGGACGGAGAACCAGACGAGGACGACGAGGAGCCGGCGCUUCCAUGUCGAAACGUCCCUUCGUACGCGACACUGAGCCGCAAAGCUGGCCGCUCUCAGACGACUCGGACACAGUCCAGUCCAGACAAAAGCACCAAGGUAGGCCGCAGUCAGUCAUUUGCCGUGCGAGCGCGGAAAAAGGGACCCCCGCCGCCCCCUCCCAAGAGACUGAGCUCAGUGAGCAGCACCACCAGCGGCGAGCUGAGCGACAGCAGCAUCGCGUCGUCGUCGGGCGCCGGUAGCCUGGUGACCGAGCCGUUGAGCAGCAUUACGAACGACAGCGGCGGCGCUUCGUCAUCGGGCAGCGACGGGGGCGUGGUGACCGACAGUCCGGGAAGCGUCAGGAGCAUCGCUGCCUCCCUGAAAGGAAGCACAGAGACCCAAAACCCUCCGGAUGCCAAAGGUGACCCCGAUCCGCAGGCUCCGCCCGCCCCCGAGUCCAAAGAGACCCCGGGGGUGAGUAGGAGUGUGCGGAGCGAGCGCGAGCCAGACAUAGGCGACAAGUCGGACACUGAAGAAGCUGACUCGCGGUCCCCUCACAACAGCUCCAGCGAGUGCAUCCCCUUCGCCGAGGAGGGAAACCUGACCAUCAAGCAGCGGCCCAAAGCCGGGGCCCCGGGACCCCCCAGGGCAGAGGCCGCGCCGCAGCCUCCGGCUGCCAAGGACCCCGAAGUGCCCGAAUUCAACCUGAAAGAGUCGGACACAGUCAAGCGGCGACACAAACCCAAAGACAAGGACGAAGGAUCCCCCUGCAGAGACCCGGCCGAGGCCAACGAGGGGAACCCGGAGGAAGGCUUUUUGAGGGUGGACGGAGGGUUCCCCAUCAAACCUCUGCUGCCCGCGAAACCUCCGCUCGUGGCCCCCAAACCUGUACGACACAGCCUGUUGGCGGCGCAAGCUGGACUCGGCUCUCCGACGGUGAGCGUCAGCGUGGUCCAAAGUCUGGCGUUCGGCGCCGCGUCGUCCUCGUGGGCACGUGGGGCGGCGACGGCCUCCCCCGUCUCUCUUAGCCCCGCCCCCUCCUCCCCGUCGGUCGCCAGAGUCCAGGCCUCAGGGGGGCCCGGUGGGACGGAGGUGGUCCAGCAGAGACUGGAGGAGACCAGCACGUCUCUGGCGGCGGCCCUCAAGGCCGUGGAGAGGAAGCUGAUCCUGGACCGGGACCAGGGGGACAGCAGAUUCAACACGGUCAAGUCUGCAGGAAACAUCUUGGACGACAUCGGGAACAUGUUCGACGACCUGGCCGACCAGCUGGACGCCAUGUUGGACUGAAGGCGCCCUUCAAAAUAAAAUCUCAGGAAGUGACACGAGGACAAACGGCAGCACUUCAUCAACAGGGUGGAGGUGCUUUUAUUGUGAAGUGCUAAUAGGAACAGGAAGUAGACAGCAACUAUUAAUUCUGUACCUCGUGUGAUGUCACUUCCUGAAAAUUAAAGUUGUUAUUGCAGUAAAACCUUUGGACGGAAACCAGGAGACCACAUUGACGUGUUACGCGCGCGUGUGCGCACACACACGCACGCAUUCAUUAAAGCUCAAAGCAGCCGAUAUGGUCCAGUCUGCGUUCCGUUCGAUGCAUGUGAUUUUGAAGAAGUAAAACACUGGAAAGAAAUGACAGCAAACAUUUUAUUUUGUAAAGAGGAAAAGACCUCCUCCUCCCGUCCAAACAUUUCAAACUUGUUCUUGUUUCCUCCGACGACGCCAACGAACGUGUUGGAAAAGAGUCAAAGGAGUUGAUUCCUUUCCACGAGCGCCAUCUAAACUCUUUCCUUGCCAUCAGCAAGCCUCAUUGAGUGUUAUUGGGAUGAUUAUUACCAUGCUAACUGCGUACGCUAGGCUAUGUCCACUAGCACGUUUGCCCGUUCACUUUCAGGUGGAUGAUGUCUAUUUGCCGAAGCUCAUGUUUCUCACUAACAUGAUUGUUGCGUUGAUUAGUCUGCCGCAGCAAUUCCUACAGGGAAAGAGUUAAUAAGAUGCUUUUAAAAGGGAAGCGCAAAGAUUUUAUUUUAUUGUAGUAUUUAAUGCUUAUUUGACAGAAAUUUAUUCAACCAAAGUCUUUGUACAUAUUAUUAAUGUGUUUAUAAUAUUUUUGGAUGUAUUCCGCACGCCGCUCUUGAUCCGUGACCCUCGCGGGACGGUCACAUGACCUCGGCCGUCCCGCUCGCACACGUGCCCAAUAACCCUCGCACGUUUGUCCUUUUGAUACAUCAAAUGAAUUAAAAGAAAAUAUGAUUCUUAUUAUUA